Molecule: messenger RNA, 909 nt
Organism: Cryphonectria parasitica EP155
Lineage: Eukaryota; Fungi; Ascomycota; Sordariomycetes; Diaporthales; Cryphonectriaceae
Exons: 2
Source: RefSeq, a predicted model, not a curated record
UCCCAGCUGCCCUCACUGUUCCAGUUCCCGCUCGUCGCGAUCCUGAGCUUCUCCAUCUCCUCGUUGGGCUAUUCAUUCAUCAACGAGUUCACGAGAGGCGAGCUGGCGACGGUCAUGCGCACCCUCGAGACGCCGCGCGAGGUCGGCACCAUGGCGGCCUGGAGGCUGACGGAGCUUGCGCUGGGCUGGUUCGCCCACUUUGACUCGAUCGACCUGGCGGCGCUGAAUUUGUUGUCGCACAGCCCAACUUUCUACCUGAUGACGGCUUUCUACAGCCUCAGCCCCAAGACCGCCGUUGCCGGUCUCGCCGUCGAUGUCGUUGCGAGCUUCGUCCCAUUCCUCCUGCUGCGCCCGCUCUCUGGCGCACACAAGGCCACAUCCUCCACUCCGAACCGCGAGAUUAUUGCCGACCGGUUGAUCUCGGUGCUGUCCACCCUGCUGGCGAGCUUCAUCUACAACGUCGUGCUGUUCCUGUCAUACAAGAUCUAUCUGCGCCCCGCUUUUGUCCUGCACUUUGAAGGUAUCCACACCGUCGAGCCAGCGCAGGCUGCUCUGGUCAUCUUGACGACGCUGGCCCUUGUGUCCGGCAUCGCAGCACGGAGCUUCAUCUUCACGCCCCUGGCCGCCACAGGCCGCACGGACCAGGACGAGAAGGCGGCGCGGUUCGACCCUGUGGAGGCUACCCUGGGAGAGACUCUGUGGUGGAACAUCUGGGGCUACACUACGCAGACUAAGGUCGGAAUCGUGAGGACUGCUGUUUUGGUGGCUGUGACGGGUAUCAACACCUAUCUGCAAUGCGACUUGACCGUCAGUGGGGUCGAAAGCAGUGGUGCCGCAGCAUACGCAUCGGUGUGGGCACUCGCAGCAUUCUUCACUGGCGUGGGCUUGAGUUUCGUGGGUGAGGACUAA